Messenger RNA from Xyrichtys novacula (pearly razorfish), 1811 nucleotides. The record is from the annotation of a GenBank genome assembly. Lineage: Eukaryota; Metazoa; Chordata; Actinopteri; Labriformes; Labridae.
AUGAGCUACGGAAGGCCGCCGCCGGACGUGGAGGGGAUGACCUCCCUGAAAGUGGACAACCUGACAUACCGGACCUCACCGGAGACUCUGAGGAGAGUUUUUGAGAAAUACGGCCGCGUUGGAGACGUAUAUAUCCCCCGGGACAGGUACACCAAGGAGAGCCGUGGGUUUGCCUUCGUGCGGUUCCUCGAUAAGCGCGACGCAGAGGACGCCAUGGACGCGAUGGACGGAGCGCUGCUGGACGGGAGGGAGCUGAGGGUGCAGAUGGCCCGGUACGGAAGACCCCCCGACUCCAUGUACGGCCGGAGAGGGGCUCCGCCACGCAGAUACGGAGGGUACGGUCGCAGAAGCAGAAGGUAAAGCCGGGGGUUAAGACCCAGCUCAGAAACUGAAAAGAGGACGAGCACGUGGUGAACUAUUAACUUCCGGCAAACUUUCCUGCAAAAACAACCUUUUAAUUUACACUCAUUUUGUACUUUGUUUUGCUGUUGUCUUAUGGUUCUUGUGUUCAAUCAAUCAAACUUGAUUUAUUAAGCGCUUUUCCUACAAGUCAUGUUUAAAACAAACAAAAAAAAACUAUCCCAGAUAGGGUCGACUGAUCCGAUAUCUGAUAUCGGCAUUGUCCGAUACUGACGAAAAUUCUGGAUCGGGUAUCGUGACAAUGGGCCCGAUACAUACGGCCGAUCUAUUCAGUCUAACGCUAUGCUAUGCCCUUUUUUUUCCCAAAAUGGAGCGCGCAAAAGGGGUCUGUUAUCUCGAAUUUUUAUCACAAUACCUCAGUUUACAAUCUUGACGGCCAUUUGCAACACCUGUGAAGUAAACGUUCUGAGGGGCAGUGGUAAAACUUAAGGUUACAACAAAAUGUAAUUCAGCGCGGCUUUUCUGUAUUGGAAUUGGAUGGGUAUCGGCCAGUACCAAACUGUAGAUAUCUAUAUCGGAGGUGAAAAAAAGCAGAUUGGUGCAUCCCUAAUUCUAGAUGCCCUCCCCCCACACGCCAAUACACCCGCACAUACAAACAUCAAGAUAAUGGGACAUGAGGCUGAGUACAGAUGAACCCUUUGAGAAAGCGCCGUCAGCACCAGGAGCAGAGAGCCGCCUGCAGCCACAGGACACCAAGACCCCUGCAGCCGCUAGCAGCCACUGCUCCCUGUGCUGAGGGCUCCUUUAGACGAAGCACCAGGGUUCCUAAAAAUAAAAAAAGGAUAAAAACAAGUAAACUAAAAAAUGAAUACCUAAAAUACACCUAGGCUAACUAGAAUACAUGAAGAUAAAACAAAUAUCAAUUAAAAGCUAAGCUAAAAAUGGUGGGUCUUGAGCCUGCUCUUAAAAAGAUGAAAGUUCUCUGUGGCCCUGAGGCCCUCUGGUAGGCUGUACCAUAGACGAGGGAGGACCAAGAUCAUUAAGACAUAAGACAACUAGUAAAAGAACCUUCAAAUCAAUCCUAAAACACACAGGGAGCCAAUGCAAUUUUUUGUGUCCCUUUCUACAGCCGGUCAGCGAGUCCCCGCCGAAGGGGGAGACGCAGCCGCAGCCGUUCCAGGAGCAGAAGCCGCAGCCGAUCCAGGAGCCGUCACCACUACAGCCGCUCCAGGUCCCGCUCCUACUCAAGAUCCCGUUCCAAGUCGAAGUCAAAGUCCAGAACCCCCAGGCGCAGCAAGUCGAAGUCUCCUUCCAGGUCUCGGUCCCGCUCCAGGUCCAAGUCGAGGAGCCGAACCCCACCUUCCAAUAGAGGAUCCAAAUCAAGGUCCAGGUCCAGGUCCAACUCCAAGUGUAGGCCUAAAUCUCCAGAGGACAACGGAGAAGAGUCUUAA